Zea mays is the source of this 731-nucleotide messenger RNA. RefSeq lists its product as uncharacterized. The record is from RefSeq and is a predicted model, not a curated record. Bases 84 to 476 code for a protein of 130 amino acids. The transcript is spliced from 2 exons. NCBI's taxonomy places the organism in Eukaryota, Viridiplantae, Streptophyta, Magnoliopsida, Poales, Poaceae.
GCGAGGACGACCCCUCCCACUAUAUCAACGACAUCGUUAAGGACAUCUUCGAGCGCGAGACCCUCGCACUGGCGGCGCCGUCCAUGACCAUGGAGGAUAUCUUCCGGGCCACCACCAGCUCGUCCAUCAACCACCACGCCGUCUUCGUGUUCGAGUUCGAGAACGUGCAGAUGGAGCUCAAGCAGCUGGCGGAGGCGGAGGACGACGGCGCAGGCGCAGCAGGGCAGACGGGGAAGGUCGAAGAGGAGGUGCAGAGUAACGCUGAGGGCGGGAGCAAUCAGGAGGGCCGACCAGGCAAGAUGGGUCAAAUCAUGGGGUGGGCCUCCAAAUCGCUGAAGCCGCAAAUCCUUCAGGCAAGAUGGGAAGGGAAAUCCGUUUUGGGCCACUGGGCCCUUAUGCAUGUGCACCCCCCAUCCGCUGGGCUCCGCCUUCUGUCCAAACCUUGGAGAUCCAGCCUUGGCCCUUGGAGUAGAUAAAAAAUCUCUGUCACACCCGGAUUUAAGGGCAAACCCGGGCGCGUCUCAAAUGUGUGCUAGGAUCAAGUCUCACACAUAUGAUGACUCAUGUUAUAGAAAUCAAUGUCAUAUCUUUAUUAAAUAAUCGGAGUUUCUUUACAAAAUAACUAAAUACAAUACACCAUAUGACGACGAGAUCCUCCACCAACAAAGUUGACUGGGAGACGACGGCUUAGAUCUCUCCGAACUCAUCUUCAUGAUUCUCCUCUGGUGGUA